GGAGCCAGGACUCCAGUCAGCAAGCCAAGGCAGCCAGGCAGGAGCCAGGACACCAGCCAGCCAGCCAAGGCAGGCAGGCAGGAGCAAGGACUCCAGCCAGGUAGCCAAGGCAGGCAGGCAGGAGCCAGGACUCCAGCCAGCCAGCCAAGCCAGGCAGGCAGGAGCCAGGACUCCAGUCCGCAAGCCAAUGCAGGCAGGCAGGAGCCAGGACUCCAGCCAGCAAGCCAAGGCAGGCAAGCAAGGACCACGACUACAGGCUGCCAGCCAAGGCAGGCAGGCAGUGGCCAGGAAUCCAGCCAUCCAGUCAAGGCAAACAGGCAGGAGCCAGGACUCCAGCCAGCUAGCCAAGCCAGGCAGGCAGGAGCCAGGACUCCAGUCAGCAAGCCAAUGCAGGCAGGCAGGAGCCAGAACUCCAGCCAGGUAGCCAAGGCAGGCAGGCAGGAGCCAGGACUCCAGCCACCCAGCCAAGGCAGGCAGGCAGUGGUCUGGAAUCCAGCCAGCUAGCCAAGGCAGGCAGACAGGAGCCAGGACUACAGCCAGCUAGCCAAGGCAGGCAGGCAGGAGCCAGGACUCCAGCCAGCCAGCCAAGGCAGGCAGGCAGGAGCCAGGACUCCAGCCAGCCAGCCAAGGCAGGCAGGCAGGAGCCAGGACUCCAGCCAGCCAGCCAAGGUAGGCAGGCAGGAGCCAGGACUCCAGCCAGCCAGCCAAGGCAGCCAGGCAGGAGCCAGGACUCCAGCCAGCAAGACAAGGCAGGCAAGCUAGGACCACGACUACAGGCUGCCAGACAGGGCAGGCAGGCAGUGGCCAGGACUCCAGCCAGCCAGAUAUGGCAGGCAGGCAGGAGCCAGGACUCCAGCCAGCUAGCCAAGGCAGGCAGGCAGGAGCCAGGACUCCAGUCAGCCAGCCAAGGCAGGCAGGCAGGGGCCCGGUAUCCAGCCAGCCAGCCAAGGCAGGCAGGCAGGGGUCAGGACUCCAGCCAGGUUGCCAAGGCAGGCAGGCAGGAGCCAGGACUCCAGCCAUCCAGCCAAGGCAGGAAGGAAGGAGCCAGGACUCCAGCCAGCCAGCCAAGGCAGGCAGGCAGGAGCCAGGACUCCAGACAGCAAUCAAGUGCAGGCAGGCAGGGGCCCGGACUCCAGCCAGCCAGCCAAGGCAGGCAGGCAGGGGCCAGGACUCCAGCGAGCUAGCCAAGGCAGGCAGGCAGGAGCCAGGACUCCAGCCAGCCUACCACGGCAGCAAGGCAGGAGCCAGGACUCCAGCCGGCAAGCAAAGGCAGGCAAGCAAGGACCACGACUACAGGCUGCCAGACAACGCAGGCAGGCAGUGGCCAGGACUCCAGCCAGCCAGACAUGGCAGGCAGGCAGGAGCCAGGACUCCAGCCAGCAAGCCAAUGCAUGCAGGCAGGAGCCAGGACUCCAGCCAGUUAGCCAAGGCAGGCAGGCAAGAGCCAGGACUCCAGCCAGCUAGCCAAGGCAGCCAGGCAGGAGCCAGGACUCCAGCCAGGAAGCCAAGGCAGGCAGGCAGGAGCCAAGACUCCAGCCAGCCAGCCAAGGCAGGCAGGCAGGGGCCCGGACUCCAGCCAGCCAGCCAAGCCAGGCAGGCAGGGGCCAGGACUCCAGUCAGCCAGCCAAGGCAGGCAGGCAGGAGCCAAGACUCCAGCCAGCCAGACACGGCAGGCAGGCAGGAGCCAGGACUCCAGUCAGCAAGCCAAGGCAGCCAGGCAGGAGCCAGGACACCAGCCAGCCAGCCAAGGCAGGCAGGCAGGAGCAAGGACUCCAGCCAGGUAGCCAAGGCAGCCAGGCAGGAGCCAGGACUCCAGCCAGCCAGCCAAGCCAGGCAGGCAGGAGCCAGGACUCCAGUCCGCAAGCCAAUGCAGGCAGGCAGGAGCCAGGACUCCAGCCAGCAAGCCAAGGCAGGCAAGCAAGGACCACGACUACAGGCUGCCAGCCAAGGCAGGCAGGCAGUGGCCAGGAAUCCAGCCAGCCGGACAUGGCAGGCAGGCAAGAGCCAGGACUCCAGCCAUCCAGUCAAGGCAGGCAGGCAGGAGCCAGGACUCCAGCCACCUAGCCAAGGCAGGCAGGCAGGAGCCAGGACUCCAGUCAGCAAGUCAAUGCAGGCAGGCAACAGCCAGGACUCCAGCCAGGUAGCCAAGGCAGGCAGGCAGGAGCCAGGACUCCAGCCAGCCAGCCAAGGCAGCCAGGCAGGGGCCCGGACUCCAGCCAGCCAGCCAAGGCAGGUAGGCAGGGGCCAGAACUCCAGUCAGCAAGCCAAGGCAGCCAGGCAGGAGCCAGGACUCCAGCCAUCCAGUCAAGGCAGGCAGGCAGGAGCCAGGACUCCAGCCAGCUAGCCAAGCCAGGCAGGCAGGAGCCAGGACUCCAGUCAGCAAGCCAAUGCAGGCAGGCAGGAGCCAGAACUCCAGCCAGGUAGCCAAGGCAGGCAGGCAGGAGCCAAGACUCCAGCCAGCCAGCCAAGGCAGGCAGGCAGGGGCCCGGACUCCAGCCAGCCACCCAAGCCAGGCAGGCAGGGGCCAGGACUCCAGUCAGCCAGCCAAGGCAGGCAGGCAGGAGCCAAGACUCCAGCCAGCCAGACACGGCAGGCAGGCAGGAGCCAGGACUCCAGUCAGCAAGCCAAGGCAGCCAGGCAGGAGCCAGGACACCAGCCAGCCAGCCAAGGCAGGCAGGCAGGAGCAAGGACUCCAGCCAGGUAGCCAAGGCAGCCAGGCAGGAGCCAGGACUCCAGCCAGCAAGCCAAGGCAUCCAGGCAGGAGCCAGGACUCCAGCCAGCAAGCCAAGGCAGGCAGGCAGUGGUCUGGAAUCCAGCCAGCUAGCCAAGGCAGGCAGACAGGAGCCAGGACUACAGCCAGCUAGCCAAGGCAGGCAGGCAGGAGCCAGGACUCCAGCCAGCCAGCCAAGGCAGGCAGGCAGGAGCCAGGACUCCCGUAAGCAAGCCAAGGUAGGCAGGCAGGAGCCAGGACUCCAGCCAGCCAGCCAAGGCAGCCAGGCAGGAGCCAGGACUCCAGCCAGCAAGCCAAGGCAGGCAAGCUAGGACCACGACUACAGGCUGCCAGACAGGGCAGGCAGGCAGUGGCCAGGACUCCAGCCAGCUAGCCAAGGCAGGCAGGCAGGAGCCAGGACUCCAGUCAGCCAGCCAAGGCAGGCAGGCAGGGGCCCGGUAUCCAGCCAGCCAGCCAAGGCAGGCAGGCAGGAGCCAGGACUCCAGCCAGGUAGCCAAGGCAGGCAGGCAGGAGCCAGGACUCCAGCCAUCCAGCCAAGGCAGGAAGGAAGGAGCCAGGACUCCAGCCAGCCAGCCAAGGCAGGCAGGCAGGAGCCAGGACUCCAGACAGCAAUCAAGUGCAGGCAGGCAGGGGCCCGGACUCCAGCCAGCCAGCCAAGGUAGGCAGGCAGUGGCCAGGACUCCUGUCAGCCAGCCAAGGCAGGCAGGCAGGGGCCAGGACUCCAGCCAGCUAGCCAAGGCAGGCAAGCAAGGACCACGACUACAGGCUGCCAGACAACGCAGGCAGGCAGUGGCCAGGACUCCAGCCAGCCAGACAUGGCAGGCAGGCAGGAGCCAGGACUCCAGCCAGCUAGCCAAGGCAGGCAGGCAGGAGCCAGGACUCCAGUCAGCAAGCCAAUGCAUGCAGGCAGGAGCCAGGACUCCAGCCAGUUAGCCAAGGCAGGCAGGCAAGAGCCAGGACUCCAGCCAGCUAGCCAAGGCAGCCAGGCAGGAGCCAGGACUCCAGCCAGGAAGCCAAGGCAGGCAGGCAGGAGCCAGGACUCCAGCCAUCCAGCCAAGGCAUGAAGGCAGAAGCCAGGACUCCAGCCAGCCAGCCAAGGCAGGCAGGGAGGGUCCCGGACUCCAGCCAGCCAGCCAAGGCAGGCAGGCAGGGGCCAGGACUCCAGCCAGGUAGCCAAGGCAGGCAGGCAGGAGCCAGGACUCCAGCCAGGUAGCCAAGGCAGCCAGGCAGGAGCCAGGACUCCAGACAGCAAUCGAAUGCAGGCAGGCAGGAGCCAGGACUCCAGCAGGGUAGCCAAGGCAGGCAGGCAAGAGCCAGGACUCCCGCCAGGUAACCAAGGCCGGCAGGCAGGAGCCAGGACUCCAGUCAUCCAGCCAAGGCAGGCAGGCAGGGGCCACAACCACAGCCAGCCAGCCAAAAGAGGCAGGCAGGGUCCACAGUUUCAGCUAGCCAGCCAAGGCAGGCAGGCAGGAGCCAGGACUCCAGCCAGGUAUCCAAGGCAGGGAGGCAGGAACCAGGACUCCAGUCAGCAAGCCAAUGCAGGCAGGCAGGAGCCAGGACUCCAGCCAGGUAGCCAAGACAGCCAGGCAGGAGCCAGGACUCCAGCCAGCCAGCCAAGGCAGGCAAGCAAGGACCACGAUUAGAGGCUGCCAGACAAGGCAGGCAGGCAGUGGCCAGGACUACAGCCAGCCAGACAUGGCAGACAAGGACGGCCACGGUUCCAACAAGCAAGCCAAGGCAGGCAGGCAGGGGCCACAAGCACAGCCAGCAAGACAAAAGAGGCAGGCAGGGUCCACAGUUCCAGCUAGCCAGCCAAGGCAGGCAGGCAGGAGCCAGGACUCCAGCCAUCCAGUCAAGGCAGGCAGGUAGGCAGGAGCCAGGACUCUAGCCACCCAGCCAAGGCAGCCAGGCAGGAGCCAGGACUCCAGCCAUCCAGCCAAGGCAGUAAGGCAGGGGCCCGGACUCCAGCCAGCCAGCCAAGGUAGGCAGGCAGGGGCCAGGACUCCUGUCAGCAAGCCAAGGCAGGCAGGCAGGAGCCAGGACUCCAGUCAGCAAGCCAAGGCAGCCAGGCAGGAGCCAGGACUCCAGCCAGCCAGCCAAGGCAGGCAAGCAAGGACCACGACUACAGGCUGCCAGACAAGGCAGGCAGGCAGUGGCCAGGACUCCAGCCAGCCAGACAUGGCAGGCAGGCAGGAGCCAGGACUCCAGCCAGCUAGCCAAGGCAGGCAGGCAGGAGCCAGGACUCCAGCCAGCCAGCCAAGGCAGGCAGGCAGGAGCCAGGACUCCAGCCAGCCUACCACGGCAGCCAGGCAGGAGCCAGGACUCCAGCCAGCAAGCCAAGGCAGGCAAGCAAGGACCACGACUACAGGCUGCCAGACAAGGCAGGCAGGCAAGAGCCAGGACUCCAGCCAGCUAGCCAAGCCAGGCAGGCAGGAGCCAGGACUCCAGUCAGCAUGCCCAUGCAGGCAGGCAGGAGCCAGGACUCUAGCCAGGUAGCCAAGGCAGGCAGGCAGGAGCCAGGACUCCAGUAAGCAACCCAAGGCAGGCAGGCAGGAGCCAGGACUCCAGCCAGCCAGCCAAGGCAGGCAGGCAGGAGCCAGGACUCCAGCCAGCCUACCACGGCAGCCAGGCAGGAGCCAGGACUCCAGCCAGCAAGCCAAGUCAGGCAAUCUAGGACCACGACUACAGGCUGCCAGACAAGGCAGGCAGGCAGUGGCCAGGACUCCAGCCAGCCAGACAUGGCAGGCAGGCAGGAGCCAGGACUCCAGCCAGCUAGACAAGGCAGGCAGGCAGGAGCCAGGACUCCAGUCCGCAAGCCAAUGCAGGCAGGCAGGAGCCAGGACUCCAGCCAGGUAGCCAAGGCAGGCAGGCAGGAGCCAGGACUCCAGCCAGCCAGCCAAGGCAGGCAGGCAGGGGCCAGGACUCCAGCCAGCCAGCCAAGGCAGGCAUGCAGGGGCCAGGACUCCAG
Molecule: messenger RNA, 5699 nt
Organism: Lagopus muta (rock ptarmigan)
Lineage: Eukaryota; Metazoa; Chordata; Aves; Galliformes; Phasianidae
Exons: 2
Coding region: 827-2344 (505 amino acids)
Source: RefSeq, a predicted model, not a curated record